Halichondria panicea is the source of this 3920-nucleotide messenger RNA. Its product is annotated as deleted in malignant brain tumors 1 protein-like. The transcript is spliced from 20 exons. The coding region runs from base 101 to 3700 and encodes 1199 amino acids. The record is from RefSeq and is a predicted model, not a curated record. Lineage: Eukaryota; Metazoa; Porifera; Demospongiae; Suberitida; Halichondriidae. Gene Ontology annotation, cellular component: membrane.
UGUAUAAUUAUAGAUCUAGUGCACGUGUGGUAAUAUAAGACCACUACUUAAAGAGGUGUGUGCAUGGGACCUUCACAUAAUCAUACCUGAAGCAUUGUCAAUGAUGAGUUAUUUGCUGUGGAAGUCAGUUACUUUCUUGAGCCUGAUUUGGGCUGUUGGAGGACAGUCAAGUGGAAGCUUGAGGCUGGUAGGCAACUUUGGCCAAACAGGAGGCUCCUCUGGUAGACUGGAGGUCUAUUACAGUAGACAAUGGGGGACAGUGUGUGAUGACCUCUUCAGUCCAAAUGAUGCAGUGGUGGCUUGUCGUCAACUAGGGUUCUCAACCUACACUAGAUACGGAACAGUUGGAGUGCUAGGUUUCUCCCAACCCUCAUCAUCAUCCUAUCCGGUAUGGCUAAACAAUCUUCGUUGCUUAGGAACUGAGAGAAGACUCAUUGAUUGUCCUCGUAGUAGUAUAUAUAUCGGAUAUAAUUAUUGCGCCCAUUCACAAGAUAUAGCCUUGAUCUGCACUGCAAGUAGUACUACAAGCUCAAAUGGAAACCUGAGGCUGGUACGCAGCUCAGGCCAAACAGGAGGUUCCUCUGGUAGACUGGAGGUCUAUUACAGUGGACGAUGGGGGACAGUGUGUGACGACAGGUUCGGUUCAAAUGAUGCAAGAGUAGCUUGUCGUCAACUAGGGUUCUCAACCUACACUCGAUACGGAACAGUUGGAACGCUAGGUUUCUCCCAAGCAUCAUCAACCACUCGAACAUUGCUGGACGAGCUUCGUUGCUCAGGAACUGAGAGCAGACUCAUUAAUUGUCCUGCUAACACUAUCGGAGUUGAAAAUUGUGUCCAUUCACAAGAUGUGGCUCUGGUCUGCACUGGAACAUCCACUUCAUCUGGCGUCUCGAUCGGUCUCGGAGUGGCCAUUCCUUUCAUCAUCAUCGCCGUAGUUGGAGCUGUCAUCUCAAUUAUCUUUAAUUUAAUAAGGAAAGGAAUUUGCCUGCUUGGCCUCGCACGUUUCACACGCAGGACUCCCGUAACCGUAGUUACUAAUACUACUGCGACAGAUGUAACCGUCACAAAUAAACAAGAUGCCUGCUCACCAACUUCUGUUAACUAUCUGGUAGAAAUUGUUCGACUGUAUAAUGAGAACUACAUUGAUACAAAACUGCAUGCUAGACAACAAUUGAGUGGAGAUGUGAGGCUGGUAGCUUCGUCUGGUUUAACAGGAGGCAGAAUUGGUAGACUUGAAGUCUACUACAAUGGACAAUGGGGGACAGUGUGUCAUGACAACUUUGGUAUAAAUGAUGCGCGUGUGGCUUGUCGUCAGCUGGGUUUCCUAGGUUACACAGGCUAUGGGACCGUACGAAAUGCCCUAGCAGUGUCAACAUCCACUCCGAUAUGGUUGGACGAGCUUCGUUGCUUUGGAUCCGAAAGUAGACUGGAUAACUGCCCACGAAAUCCUAUUGGAGAUCACGAUUGUGACCGUUCUGAUGAUGUGGGAUUAGUGUGUGCAAUAGAUGGAGAUAUAAGACUAGUGGAUAGUUCUGACACCGUUUGGCUCGGUCCCAAUGGACGACUGGAGUUGUUUUAUAACGGACAAUGGGGGACAGUGUGUGACGACAGCUUCAGUCCAAACGAUGCAAGAGUGGCUUGUCGUCAGCUGGGGUACGAUGACUAUACUAACUAUGGACGAGUAGGAACAUUAGGUUUCUCCCAAGCUUCAUCAAGCACUCCAACAUUGCUGGACGAGCUUCGUUGCUUAGGAACUGAGAGAGCACUCAUUAAUUGUCCUGCUAACCCUAUCGGAGUUGAAGAUUGCAGCCACACACAAGAUGUGGCCUUGUUCUGUAUUUCAGAUGGAGACCUGAGGCUGGUAGACAACUCAGGUGGAACAAGAGGCUCCUCUGGCAGACUGGAAGUCUAUUACAAUGGAACAUGGGGGACAGUGUGUGAAGACAACUUCAGUCCAAAUGAUGCCAGAGUGGCUUGUCGUCAACUAGGGUUCUCAAGCUACACUCAAUACGGAACAGUUGGAACGCUAGGUUUCUUCCAACCUUCAUCAACCGCUCGGACAUGGCUGGAUGAGCUUCGUUGCUCAGGAAAUGAGAGCAGACUCAUUGAUUGUCCUGCUAACCCUAUCGGAGUUGAAGAUUGCAGCCACACACAAGAUGUGGCCUUGUUCUGUAUUUCAGAUGGAGACCUGAGGCUGGUAGACAACUCAGGUGGAACAAGAGGCUCCUCUGGCAGACUGGAGGUCUACUACAAUGGACAAUGGGGAACAGUGUGUGAUGACAACUUCGGUAUAAAUGAUGCGCGUGUGGCUUGUCGUCAGCUGGGUUUCUUAGGUUACACAGGCUAUGGGAAUGUACGAAAUGCCCUAACAGUGUCAACAUCCACUCCGAUAUGGUUGGACGAGCUUCGUUGCUUUGGAUCCGAAAGUAGACUGGAUAACUGCCCACGAAAUUCUAUUGGAUCUCACGAUUGCGACCAUUCUGAUGAUGUGGGAUUAGUGUGUGCAAUAGAUGGAGAUAUAAGACUAGUGGAUAGUUCUGGCACCGUUUGGCUCGGUCCCAAUGGUCGACUGGAGUUGUUUUAUAACGGACAAUGGGGGACAGUGUGUGACGACAGCUUCAGUCCAAAUGAUGCAAGAGUGGCUUGUCGUCAGCUGGGGUACGAUGACUACACUAACUAUGGCCGAGUAGGAACAUUAGGUUUCUCCCAAGCUUCAUCAAGCACUCCGACAUUGCUGGACGAGCUUCGUUGCUUAGGAACUGAGAGCAGACUCUUUGAGUGUGCUGCUAACCCUAUCGGAGUUGAAGAUUGCAGCCACACACAAGAUGUGGCCUUGACCUGUAUAAUAGAUGGAGACCUGAGGCUGGUAGACAACUCAGGUGGAACAAGAGGCUCCUCUGGCAGACUGGAGGUCUAUUACAAUGGAGCAUGGGGAACAGUGUGUGAAGACAGCUUCAGUCCAAAUGAUGCCAGAGUGGCUUGUCGUCAACUAGGGUUCUCAAGCUACACUCAAUACGGAAGAGUUGGAACGCUAGGUUUCUUCCAACCUUCAUCAACCGCUCGGACAUGGCUGGAUGAGCUUCGUUGCUCAGGAACUGAGAGCAGACUCAUUGAUUGUCCUGCUAACCCUAUCGGAGAUGAAGAUUGCAGCCACACACAAGACGUGGCUCUGGUGUGCAAUGCAGCUACUUCCACUUCCUCUCCAUCUUCAACUCCAACUACGUCCUCCAACGUGACAUCGAUCAGUACCGGAGUGACCAUUCCUAUCAUCUUUGUUGUUGUGGUCCUUUUUAUUUUCUUGUUUUGUAUUUUCACAAACCGGAGAAGACGUCGUGUUGUUCGCCCAGCAACCAGAGUUCCUGUAGUCGCUAAUGUUAGAUCAACAACUGUUAUCAUUGCCAAAUCUACCGCACCAGCAAAAGAACAAGAUACAGCCUACCCCAUGCAAUCCAAACCCCAAUAUUCGAACCAGGCACCCCCUCAACAUAUGUAUCCGCCUCAACCAGCAGCGUCCUACCCGACUGGACAAUAUCCCAACCCCGCCUACCCCCCAGCCCCUUACCCAUCUGGACAGCAACCCCCAGCCCCCUAUCCCACUGGACAACAACCCGCUGCUCUGUACCCUUCUCUGUACCCCGGUGGACCACCCCCUGCUCCGUACUUGUCUGGAGGAGGAGCCCCUCCUGCUUAUCCAGGCUGAUUAUGGGGACUGCCCACCAUGCAUGCAAGCAGUAUUAACUGAACGUUUAGGACAAAUUGACUAAAUAGCUGUUAGCAGGAGUGCACUCUGCUGUUAGUGAUAGCAAAGUUUUUAGUAUGAGUAUCAUUAUUAUCAUUCUAUGAGUUAAUUUUUAAGUUUAGACAAUGAGAAUUUUGUUCCUCAUUUUUUAUGGACUAUAUAUAAUAAUUAUUGCAAAUUA